This is a messenger RNA of Hemicordylus capensis (graceful crag lizard), 5220 nucleotides long. RefSeq names its product toll like receptor 5 (gene TLR5). Lineage: Eukaryota; Metazoa; Chordata; Lepidosauria; Squamata; Cordylidae. Gene Ontology annotation, biological process: inflammatory response; immune response; toll-like receptor signaling pathway. The transcript is spliced from 4 exons. Gene Ontology annotation, cellular component: membrane. The record is from RefSeq and is a predicted model, not a curated record. Gene Ontology annotation, molecular function: transmembrane signaling receptor activity; protein binding. The coding region runs from base 793 to 3405 and encodes 870 amino acids.
GGAAGCGGUCGCGCCCCCAGAACGAGGAGGAGUUUGGGAAGCCGAAGAGCUCAGUCAGUUUGCUUAUUUGCUUUGGACGGAGGACUGGUCUACAGGGGCUCAGAAGCGCAGGCACUCCUCCGCAGGCGCACUUGUCCGGCGAAGGAUGAGAGAGCGGGGCGGCGCUUGGCAAAGGUGGGCGCGACGGCCUGAAGCUAGCGACGAAUGGCCGCGGCAGCGUGGCGAAGCGCGCGUGGAGCGUGAAAGCGGCCAACGCAGGCUUGCUCGCUGCUUGGGAGGGAGCUGGCGGGGGCGUAGGGGUCUCGGUCGCUGCGCUGACUGAGGCUAGAGAAGGAGGAGGUAUGUCGCUGCUGCUCGGCCAGGCAACGGGUCGUUUCCCCUGUUGAAGGGGUCGUUUCCCCUUUUCCUCAGGACUGCCGUCAAGGACAGGCUUUGGUGCUCCCAAAGGUGAACUUCCCAAAGCAGUUUACAGAAAAGCUUAAAUAAGGACCCAUACAUCAAACAACAUGUUUAGAUCUUUACACUUCACUUCAACAUGGAAAUCCUGCUUCAGAAUUUCUCUGCUGACAGCAAAACAUAAAGGGCAAAUUUGACGUUUCCUCAUGUUGCUUAAGAAGUGGAUGUUGAAGAACGGGAAGUAACUAACCAUGCUGAGCUUCUCAUACCUCUUGAGCACAUUUCUCAUCUCGCCUGUGGGGAUAAAGCAGCUGUUGCCAUUGGUUCAAAACAGCUAAAUUCUUCUUGUGGAUUUUUGCAAACGUGCUCCAAAAGCAAACAGUGCAGGGCAAAGGCAUGAUGCAUCAUCAUCAUCAUCACCACCAUCUAAUAUUUUUCAUUGGAAUGUUGCUUGUCUACCGAAAAACAGUUGCAGAUCCUCGAUGUUCAGUGAAAGGCAAGUUUGCGAACUAUGAUGCAUGCAGCCUCACUCAGGUUCCACCUCUGCCUGAAGAUAUAGUUAUGCUCUCCCUAAACUUCAAUUUCAUCCAGGAAGUGAAUGUUGCCUCCUUCCCAUUGCUGGAGAGACUGCUUGUUUUGUCACUUGGAACACAGCAAGUCUCUCCUGUAACCAUAGGAAAUGAAACUUUUAGAAACUUGCCAAAUCUUCAGCAACUUGAUUUGGGUGGCAAUAAAAUCCUCCUGUUGAACCCAGAUGCUUUUUUGGGCCUAUCUGCAUUGCGUGUACUUCGGCUAUAUUUUAAUGGACUUAAGGAGUCCAUUCUGGAGGAGGAUUACCUUCGAGAUUUGGUCUCUCUGGAAUAUCUGGAUCUUGCUUACAAUGAGAUCACUAGGCUUCGUCCUCACCAUUUGUUCUACAGCAUGACAUCCUUGGAUAUUCUGAACUUGAAAUUAAACAGGAUCAGGACCAUAUGUGAAGGAGAUCUUGAGAGCUUUCAGGGGAAAGCUUUCAAAGUGUUAAUUCUUGAGUCUAAUCAGUUGUAUACAGCAAAUCCUGUGGACUGGACAUCUUGUGGGAAUCCUUUAAAAAACAUUCUCAUAGAUACAUUGAUUGUUGAUGGUAAUGGCUGGGGUGUAGCUACAACACAGCAAUUCUGCAAAGCUAUUCAAGGAACACAACUUACAGCUUUAAGACUUGGACAUCACACCAUGGGCUCUUCAUUUGGCUUCAAUAACCUCAAGGAUCCAGACAAUAGUACAUUUUCAGGUCUUGCUAACAGUGGCCUUCAUAUACUUAAUAUUUCACAUGGUUAUAUUUUCUCUCUUAACCCAUACGUAUUUCAGUAUCUUGGCAUCUUGGAAUUGCUUGAUCUUAACAACAAUAAGAUUAAUCGGAUUCAAAAAACAGCAUUUUUUGGUCUUUGGAACCUGAAAUAUCUAAUCCUCUCCUACAAUCUCCUGGGGGAACUUCUCGAUGACACCUUCAAAGGACUUCAUAAUGUGCUUUCUAUAGAUUUGCAAUAUAAUCAUAUUGGGGUGAUUGGUGGGGCUCCAUUCAAAUACUUGCAAAAGCUUCAGGCACUAGACCUCAGGGAUAAUGCCCUAAAAAGAAUUGAGUCACUUCCAUAUCUCAUAAAUGUUUUUUUAGGUGGCAACCGGCUGGUCUCUAAAGGACUUGACAAAAUAAAGGCUAUAAAUACUACUUUCCUUGACUUGGGAGGAAACAGGUUGGAAGAUCUGGGUGACCUCUAUGAACUCCUCAGAAUUCCGGAUUUGCAAGGGAUCAUUUUAAACUACAAUCGUUUAUCUUACUGCUACAAACAUAAUGAUAUUUCAGAGAACAACCAGCUAACCUACUUGGAUCUUGGGGAAAAUAUGUUGACGCUUGUAUGGGCAAGAAAUGCUUGCUUAGAUGUCUUCAAGGCACUUUCCAAGCUUCAAGUCCUCCAUCUUAAUAAUAACUAUCUUAGUUUCCUUCCAGAAGGUAUAUUUGAUGGCCUGGUAUCACUGCAGAGGCUUAAUUUGGCUUCUAACCUGUUGACUUACAUUUCUCACAAUGCCUUACCUACAAACCUGAAGAAGCUUGAAUUGUCCUCAAACCAGCUGUUUUCUCCAAAUCCUGACAUCUUUGCAAAUCUAGACUAUCUGAAUAUUACCUAUAAUAAAUUUUACUGUGAUUGCCACUUAAGCAGCUUCAUUCUGAUGCUAAACCAAACAAACAUCACCAUAGCUGGAUCACCAGAGGACAUGUUUUGUUUUGGACCGCCUGAACUUGCUACUGUUCCCCUAUAUACACUUUCUGUUGAUAACUGCUCUGAAGACAAACUCUUGGAGCCUCUGCAGUUAUCACUCUUCAUCUUGACUUGUGUUAUUUUGACAGUGUUCCUAGCAGUAGUGAUUGUGUUUACUCGCUUUAGGGGGACUUGUUUUGUUUGCUAUAAGACUAUUAUAAAGAUGUUCUUGAAGGAGCGUCCACCAGAGGUCAACAGAGAGACUUGUAGAUAUGAUGCCUACCUGUGCUAUAGCAUCAGGGACUUUGAGUGGGUCCAAGAUUCCUUGAUAAAGCACCUGGACUCCCAGUAUGCUGACAAUAAUAGGUUUGCACUCUGCUUUGAAGAGCGAGAUUUCCUACCAGGGGAGGAUCAAAUUGUCAACAUUCGUGAUGCCAUCUGGAAUAGCAGGAAAACUAUUUGCAUUGUGACCAAGCAGUUUCUCAAGGAUGGCUGGUGUGUGGAAGCUUUUAAUUUUGCACAGAGUAGAUACUUUUCUGACCUGAAAGAUGUCCUCAUUAUGGUUGUUGCUGGAUCACUUUCUCAGUAUCAGCUAAUGAAAUACCAGCCAAUUAGAGUUUUUCUGCAAAGAGGUCGGUACUACAGAUGGCCUGAAGACCAACAAGAUGUGGAAUGGUUUUUAAGCUCGCUUUCUCACCAAAUACUAAAGGAGAAGGAGGUCAAAAAGAAGCCUACAUCAUUGCAAACUGUAGAAUUGCAAACUAUAGCUAUCUCGUAAUGGAGAAGUUGGCAACCAUUUCAAUAGCAUAAGAGAACAGGUUCUUCAAAUAAUUGAGGCAGUUCUUGGAAUACACAGAACCCUAAUAUCUCCACAUAAGCAAGGCACCAGAAUUGCUCCAUGAGCACUUGGGUGACCUUUGGGUUGUUCCCCUUGACUGCCAAGUGCAAGAUUAAACAACCAUGUCAUGCUUGGUGGAAGUGACUGAGCUUUGGGCUGCAGAGAUCAAUAUGCUCCCCUGGAGGGACCUUACACAAGCAGGUGUGUGGUUAAAUGAAAGGGCUUCUGAUCCUGUUAAUUGUUUGUGCUCUUGUUGACUUAAGGAUUAUUAAUAACUAGCCGACCCCACACAGAGCAUCUGUGCCCUCUUUGGGGCCGGCGGUUACCUCUUCUCCCCCACCUUCUGCCCCAGACUCCACUUCCAGGCCCAGCUGCCUCUCCUCCCCACUGCCCCCCCUUUCUCCCCCCCCACUCUUGGGCCUUGCCUCCACAGCUGGGCUGGGCCCGCCGCUGCCUCUGGCCUCUGCGGCCUGGCCUAUUGCUGCCGUGGCAACCGAUCCUCCUGGGUGCGCCUGAGUCAAUCAGGCCCGUCCGCUGCCCAGCCAAUCAGCUGGGCGCUGGGACGCACAUUCCAAAGCACACCCAGGAGAAUUAUAUAUAUGUAGAUUAACAUCCCAUUAUGUUGCUUGGGAACCUGUUGCCAAUUUCUAGCUUUUGUGGUUUCAGAGAUUAAAUUAAAUUUAUGAAGGUACUGUUUAUUGAGUCAGAACAUUGGUCUGUCGAUGUGGUCUGUAAUGGCAGUGGCUCUCCAGGGUUUGAGAAAAAAGACUUUCCAAACCCUACCUGGAGACUGAACCCUACCCAGGGGCUGAACUCGGGACAUUUUGCAUGCCAAGCAGGUGUUCUGCCACUGAGUUAUGGCCCCUCUCCACAUAGGAUGCAACGACUAAAUUUUCCAUGAUGCCCUUUUCAGCACGCAGCAGAACUGGCUACCCCUACUGAUGCUUACUGUAUAAUCGUCUUAUUGUACAUAUAUAAAAAUGAAUAUAGGUAGGUUUCUCACAAGCACAAUGUCUUGUUCUACUGAAAGGCUACAGCUUUUGAGUGUCAACUGCCUUGAGGCCUGUUCUGUUUGAGAUCUUGGUGGAAUGCAGCAGAGUUCUGCAUCUCCUGCUUUAUUUAGUAAAGUAAAGUGUGCUGCCGAGUUGGUGUUGACUCCUGGUGACCACAGAGCCCUGUGGUUGUCUUUGGUAGAAUACAGGAGGGGUUUACCUCUGCCGCCUCCCAUGCUGUAUGAUAUGACGCCUUUCAGCAUCUUCCUAUAUUGCUGCUGCCCGGUAUAGGUGUUUCCCAUAGUCUGGGUAAGUCGUGUGUUCUGACAAAUGAUAAAAACCUGUGUAAACACCUAUUGAAGCCAAGUUUUUCUGUAGUCUAACUUGGUAUCUUAACAGAUCUUACGGACAUUUUUCACUUGUAUAUCUUAGCAUCCCUGCAGUGAUCACUUUGUUGAUCCUAAGAGCUCACUGUUUUUCUCUUUUCCCAAACUUUUACUUAGUCUAGAAAUCUCAAUAUGCACAUGUCCCAUGAUGAAGCAAAAAGUGUACAUUGGAAAAGUGCUAAACCUUUUAACAUUCAGCACCAAACUUCUUAAAAUGUGCUCAAUUUUAAAAGUGGUUUUAAUGUUAGAGCUGUGGUUUUUUGACUGUUUUGUUUAUUUGCUAUUUAUACUGUGAUAAUUUGUAGAUUUUUAUACUUGGUAAAACUGUCAGUUUUUUCUAAUGUUUACAUUACAAAUAAAAAAAUUUAAGUGUUCCA